AUGUUCCAGGAGGAAUGGGUCUUUAGGGGAAGACUGGAACAAAGGCCUCUUGCCUCUCGGUUCCAAAAGGUGUCAAAAGGCUUUAAAGUGUAUAACCAUAGAUACACUGACACCAACUCAUACAGAUCCUGGCUUUUCAAGCUCCUCAACUAUGAAAUUAGGGAAAAGACUAAACAACUUGCUAACACAGUGCUUAGAAAAGGCGCUGUGAUCUUAGAGAAAAAAUAUUAUGUCAAUAAAGUAAAUGUACUACUGUCAGACCAUACGAAAUUUAGAAAGUUAGAUAAUGAGCCAUCUUCUAGGAUUAUUCAAUUAGAGGAUAAAUUGAAAAGAAUGCUGAAACAUUUGAAAGAUAAUGACUCCAUUUCCUUGAAAACAUAUAAUCAACUCAGAGCAUCUGGUUCUUUGCCUGGAAUAUUAUAUGGACUACCAAAUGUUCAUAAACCCGAUGAACCGGUAUACUCUCAAACUGAUGACGUAGCAAUGGGAAGCCCGCUAGGCCCAACUCUUGUGUAUGCUUUAUCAUUUUAUCAUGAGAGUGAAUGGAUAUCAGACUACCCAUAUCAUUUUAAACCAUUGUUGUAUAAAAGAUAUGUUGAUGACAUUUUCCUGUUGUUCAAUGAUGUUUCACAUGUAAACAUGUUUUUAAAUUAUGUUAACUCUAAACAUGACAACAUAUCUUUUUCUUCUGAAGUCGAAGUCAACAGCUCCCUGUCCUUUCUGGAUAUUAGACUUGACCAUGAUCAUAAUACCUUUAAAAACUCUGUGUACAAAAAAACUACUGUCACUGGUGUUGGCUUAAAUUACUUGAUGAUGUUUAAAGUUAAUGCAGUCAGAACAUUGUUGCACAAUUGUUUUCAAAUUGUUCAGACUGGCAUUCUAUAA
Messenger RNA from Penaeus monodon (black tiger shrimp), 885 nucleotides. RefSeq lists its product as uncharacterized. The record is from RefSeq and is a predicted model, not a curated record. The coding region runs from base 1 to 885 and encodes 294 amino acids. NCBI's taxonomy places the organism in Eukaryota, Metazoa, Arthropoda, Malacostraca, Decapoda, Penaeidae. The transcript is spliced from 4 exons.